Molecule: messenger RNA, 2325 nt
Organism: Anoplopoma fimbria (sablefish)
Lineage: Eukaryota; Metazoa; Chordata; Actinopteri; Perciformes; Anoplopomatidae
Gene: wbp1la
Product: WW domain binding protein 1-like a
Exons: 4
Coding region: 105-917 (270 amino acids)
Source: RefSeq, a predicted model, not a curated record
CGGACUUGUUUUGUUUCGGUUAGCCACCGAGACUGACUAUUUGUGAACAAUGCAACUGUUACUAUACAGUAUAGUGUUUAAGAUAUACUAGUAUCUAAUAUUUUAUGGCAAUGGGGUCACUUAAGUUCAUCGCUGGACAAGAAAAUGCAGCCACGGAGGCCACAGUCGCAGAGGACAGGCUGGUGUGCCAGGGAGUAAACAACCAGAGCUACUUCUGUGAGUCAGGUCACUGCUGUGGAGAGACCCAGUGCUGCAGCUACUACUAUGAACUGUGGUGGUUCUGGCUGGUGUGGACUCUGAUCAUCAUCCUGACGUGUUGCUGCAUUUGUCAGCACUGGCGCUCCAAGCAGCGCUUCCAGCAGCAACGCCGGCAGAAUGAGAUCAACCUCAUCGCGUACCGAGAGGCUCACAACAACUCCCAGCUCCCCCUCUACCUCAGGUUCCUGCCCACCUACCUGCUGCCAGCCUAUGAGGAGGUAGUGGACCGCCCCGUCACGCCUCCUCCUCCCUACACCCCUCUACAGUCAUCCCCACUCACAGACCCACCUGAGGAAUCACCAUGCCUCCCCUUGGCCAUCUCUGUCCCUGGUGAAGCCGACGCGUCACCCCCAGCCUCUCCGGAGGACGUGCAGACCCACCUCCACGGAGCUCACAACCCCAACAAGGAUUCGACGCCGGGCAGGUACCGGCGCUUCACCGGGGACUCCGGGAUCGAAGUGUGCGACGGCCAGGAGCUGUGGGAUCAGCGCAGCCUUUCAGAGACAGAGGAAGAGACAGUGGAGGAGGGGGCGGGGCCAAUGGAGGACCCGUGUGAUAGCUGCGGUCCCGACACCUUCGAGCGCGGCCGCGUUAGCGCUGCAGUGGUUCAUGACAACACAGAUGGACACACGGCUGUGGAGACAGAGUCUCUUAGGUAAUCCACAAGAAUGUCUUUAAUAUCUGCAGUAAACUCUGCAGCGGUCUCUGAUGACAAUGUUCACCUUUGGUGCUCAGGGGUUUGGUCUGUUUCACUAACACCAGUGUGUGUGUGUGACAGGCCUGGACAGAAAUGAAAGAUAUGAGUACAUAUUUUGACACUUUCUAAAAUGUAAAGCUACAUUAUGCAACUUCUGGUCUGAAUCAAAGUACGUUUUUAGCGAGGCUCUGCUCCUCCUCCUCCUCCUCCUCCUCAUUUUGACAGUUUACGUUUGGACAGUUGCUCAUGUUGACGAGCCUUGAAAUGUUCUCCUUCCAGGAAGCAGCACUGAUGUCCAUGUUUUUUAUACUCAAAUGGUUCUUUUAGCUUUGCUCAACGGUUCUUUGAGUCCUGAAGGGGCUGUUGUUAAAUUUGACCGUCUUAGAGUGGUAACUAUGUAAUGUAAACCAGCUCAAACGGUUUGUUUUGAUUCUGGCUCAUACGCAGAAACUGAUAUAUCAGCUAUAAACCCUACUAUUAAUUAACUGUAACUGUUAUCUGUUUAAUAUCUCAGGUUGUAGUAGGGCAUGUAGGGCAUUGUAGUUCUUCAGCCCCAAAUUAUGAUGAAGUACCUCAAGUUGUCAGGUAUUUUUCGGCAUAUUUUUUUUUUUGUGUGCCAAAAACAGACAAUCAUUUCUGGUUAUAGUAUCCAUAACGGUUUCCGGACAGGUUUUCCACAAAAAUGACUGUAAAAUGAUAUAUGUCAUUAUCAUGAUCUAAAAUUACACGUGGGUUUUAUCCAGUUUUCCCACCUCCUUACUUCACGGUGGUUUGGAACAAGUUUUGAAGUUGGUAAAUUCGGCUCUGUGCUACGUUUGGUUUUCAAUUGACUGACCUAUAAAACAACUUUAUUUGUUGGACUCUGUCGCAGACACAUUCUGAAUCUAUAAUUACACAACACUUUGUUGAGUCCUGCUUAAUAUACAUAAGCAUUGCCAUAAAGAUGUCACAUACAGAGACAGCAUUCAGGUUCAGAGGACCAUGUGACUGAGCGGAUGACUACAGCUAUGAGCUACAGCCUCCAAACUUGUGUUAGCUCAUUAUAAGAUGCAUAUUGUAGCUUUAGAGGAAGGUUGUCACAUGAUUGGAGGUUUGGCAAAAAUGUUUGUUUAUUUCAUUUUGAUGCUGAGACCUUUUUUGAACGAGUGAGCAGUAAAUGAGCUAAAUGUUGCAGGACUGGGUCAGAAUUUAAAGGGAUCUCAUUUUGAAUUGUUCUCCGUGAAUGACAAACUACAGCAUCAUGACCUGCCUUCAGUUAAGCCAGUGUCCGUCUUCAUUUGCACCGAUGCAAAAAUAUCACGAGUUAUUGUAAAUUAUCCAUCCAGAAAAUGUCUUCAAAGAAAAAUCUGUACUUUUUUUUUUUUUUUUUU